CACAUUCUGUGGUUGAGUGCGCUGAAAAGUAAAGCAUUAGUAUUAUUUAAAGCGCAAAGAAAAUAAGAUGAUAACAGCAUGCAUGUAAAAACUCCCAAAAGGUGCUUUUGAUCACUGAUAUACAGUUUGAAAGUUAGAAAAUAGUUUUAAGCUGUGGUGGUAUUAUCUUCCCAGUGUUUUCUUAAACAUACUGUGCAAAUCAGCUUCUAGGUUUACCUUGCUUUGAACAUGUUUUGUCUUGACUGUAGAAAUAAUUUGAAGUUGACUGACAGUGAAGCUGCAAGUCAUUUUAAAAACUUAAAUUGCACACUGCUAAUGCUAGAAAAGCAAAGAAAGUGCUCGCCAACAGCGAUAAUGUCUCUGCUGGAGUACUAGAGCACUGCGAUACUGCAACAGGGACAUUUUAUGGGAUUUCAUCGCUGUGUACAGUAACUGUGGGUCCUUCACAAACCCUAAGAGACAACAAAGUUGACCUGCCAAGUACAGCCAAACAGACGCCCGGGAGUCUGCUCAAGGUCUCUCCAACCACACAGCCUACUCCUUUUCCAACUUAGACUCAGUCUGAAAAAGAGAGAGUUGAGGUAAAGAGAGAAACAUGAGAGCAGGGCCCGACCUCUUCAGUUUACAGUGAUUCACUCAGGAACGUGAUGACUUUUUGACUGCGUAGUUUUCAUUCUAAACUUUUCCUGUCCCUUGUUGUUGUGGCCAAAAUAACCAUGCCAUUAAAAGUUCUUUUAUUUUUCAAGAUUACUCUGAAGUGAGUGGAGUAAUGACAGGGCUUUUUUUGUUUUCAGAAAUUGGUAAACAGGAUAUUGAGGUUGUUCACUAAACAAUCUGUUUUUCUCUUUCCACGUCUGGCUCUUAACAAUAAAAUUGGUUUGUUCACUGCAAGCGGACAGAGCAUCUACGGAACAAUGCAUGGUUGCUUUCUCUGUGUGUCACUGUUCCUGUCCCUGAUCCUCUCCAUUGUCAAAACAGGCGACACAUCCCAACAUGAGGACAUACUAUUUUUGUACUGACACAGCCAAAGAGAUGGAAUCAUGGAUGAAAGCGAUGACAGAUGCUGCGCUUGUGCACGCAGAGCCAGUCAUAAGGUUGGAUAGGCUAAAAGUAGAACAGUGUGGACCACAAGAGAUCAACCAUGUGGCCAACAACAGGCCACCACUCACACAGCCUGAAAUCCAGAACAAUGAACGCAACCGUGAGGUGGACCGUGAGCACAUUGCAGCAGCCCCCACCACCACCACCACCGCUACCACCACCACCACAGAAGAAGAGAGGAAGCAGCGAGACGCCGAGCGUUACGGCUUCCAGAAGGAUGGGGCAGAGCGGGAGCGUCCGCUCACCAAAAUCAACAGUAUUAAACUUCAGCCAGCCCAGGCAGCGGCCGUCAAAGCUAGCAUCGCCACGCCACAGACCCAAACAGAAACGGAUGGGUCACACCGCAGCCCCCAGGUCAAUGGAUCUGGCGAACAGUGUCCAUCUAAUGGGACCGAAGUCCCCACUCAACGAAGUCCCAACCAGGAGCCAGAGCGCGCCCUGAGCAGGACCAGCUCUAUGCAGCAACUGGAGCAGUGGGUCCGCACACAAAGAGGACGCAACCAGGAUGACGACACCAGGAGCAUUACAUCAUACCAGACACUGCCCAGAAACAUGCCAAGCCAUCGGGUACCCUACAUGCCUCAUUACGGCGACGGCUACUGCAGUAUGCCCCGGAAUAGCAUGGCACAGCGCGACAGCAUCUGCAGCAUGUCGCCGUCGUUGUAUGACCAGGCUCUCGGCCCCUCACCGGGUGACAAACGCCGCUCCAUGCGCGACGACACCAUGUGGCAGUUGUUUGAGUGGCAGCAGAGGCAGGCCUACACCAGACAGCCGGGGCUUUACAGCAACAUGGCCAGUCCCAAAACCAUGAUCAACCUGUCGGAUCACACCGCACCGAGCCACUCCAUCCCUCCCUCGCCCUCCCACGGCUCCCUGUCGAUGUACGGUGGCUACUCUCCAAUGCGAUCCUAUAACAUGAACAGUGCUCGUUCAGAGGUGUCCUCCCCCAUCUACAGAAGAGACUUGAGUAUUGACAGACGGCACAGGCCACAACCAAACAAGUACGUCUAUCCACCUGAUAGGCGGUCUAUGCCUGCAGGGAUCCCAGUCCAGACCAUCACUUCCCAGUCUCUCCAAGGCAAAACACCUGAGGAACUGACUCUGCUGCUGAUAAAGCUGCGGCGGCAGCAGGCAGAGCUAAACAGUAUCCGGGAGCACACUGUAGCACAGCUUAUGCAACUAAACAUGGAUGACGACAACCCAAAGAACGACAUUCUCUCCCAUCACCUCCAAAGGAACCUCAUGUAUUUGGACAAUCAGAUGAAGGAAAAUGAUCCUUUAAUCGUCAUGACUCACACUUUGAUUGAGAACUCUGCCCCAAGGCCUCAACUUUACCAGCAAAUGGGUCCAGAAGACUACAGGGAACACGCCUACACAUGUAGGCCAGAGGAGGUGGACAUUGAUACCAAACUAAGCAGAUUGUGUGAGCAGGAUAAAGUGGUGAGGAGCCAGGAGGAAAAACUUCAGCAGCUGUACAGAGAGAAGCACACCCUGGAGACAGCACUGCUGUCAGCCAGCCAGGAGAUAGAGAUGGGCUCUGAUAACCCCGCUGCCAUGCAGAGUGUCAUCCAGCAGAGAGACUUACUGCAGAGCGGCCUGCUCAGCACCUGCAGAGAGCUUUCCAGAGUCACAGCUGAGCUGGAGCGGUCGUGGAGGGAAUACGACAAGCUGGAAGGAGAUGUGACUCUGGCUAAGAACAACCUACUGGAGCAGCUUGAAGCACUGGGAAGCCCACAGACUGAGCCUCCCAGCCAGCAGCACGUCCGCAUCCAGAAAGAACUUUGGAGGAUUCAGGAUGUGAUGGAGGCCCUCAACAAACAUAAAGCUCAGAGAAAUGCUGUUGACGGCAUGAACUCCUAUGGGCCCCUCAGCAAGCACAGAAAUGAGGAGGAGGACUCGGUACCACCACGGCCACCCUUACCACAGUCCUACGAGCCCAACCCCCCCACCGUGCCCCCUCUGCCCUCACAAGCCGGUGUGCGUCCUUCAUCACUCCACAGGCCGGAGGACAGGAAGACGAAUCACAGGAAUGGAACACACAGCGGCCCAGACUACAGGCUUUAUAAGAGUGAACCAGAGCUUACUACAGUGACCGAAGUGGAUGAGGGCAAUGGAGAGGACAGAUCUGAACACCCGUCUGAACAUUCUGCAAACAAAGGGAUGUCCUACCCAGUUGGCAUAGUCCCACCAAGGACCAAAUCUCCAGUGCCUGACUCUUCCUCCAUAGCUUCAUACGUCACCUUAAGGAAGAGCAAGAAGCCUGACCUCAGGACGGAACGUCCACGCAGUGCGGUGGAGCAGCAGCUGUGUGCUGGGGAGAGUGGCAGGCCCAGAAUGAGCGUGGAGGAGCAGCUGGAGAGGAUCCGACGCCACCAGCAGGGUGCCCUCAGGGAGAAAAAGAAAGGCCUCAGCAUCCGGGGUGGCAGCCAGGAAAACACGCCCUCCCGCAGUCACUCGUUUACUAAAGAAAACCAUUUUCGCAGCAUGCAGUCUCAAAUGAGGCGCAGAGAUGAGGUGAUUAGCAGUGACAUCCAGGAGCUGGAGGCCUCGCUCAGGCAACAGGAGGUGGUGAGGGAGCAGGAGACGCCUGCCGAGGAGAUCGCGCGUCUCAAAGAAGCCUCGCAGGCUGACCACUUAAAUAUGGACCGAGAGCUUUCUGUGCCUGACAAAGUGCUGAUUCCUGAGCGUUACGUGGAGUCCGAUCCCGAGGAGGCUCUGAGCCCUGAGCAGGAAGCUGACAAGCAGAGGAAAGUUGAUCGUAUCCGAGCCCUCAUAGCCAAAAACAGCAUGCAGAAUGCGCUGCCUAGUGUGGCUCUUAGCCCAGAGGAGGAGACUGAAGAGGAGGUUACCAUACAGGAGAAAGAAAAGAUGAUUAAUAUCUCCUACGAGCUGGCAGCUGAGGCCUCCAAACGCAGCAAGCUGGUAGCAGUGAAGAGCCCGUCGUCCUCUUCCCCACCCCUUCCACAGUCUCCUAACUCACCCCCUCAACUCACUGACGGGUCUCACUUCAUGUGUGUGUAAUAGCACCACACAAGCUCUGGCCUCAGUGAAAACCUAUACAUGAAGGAAACAGCGGUGGAGGUAUAAAGAAGCCUCAGAAGACUUCCCCCAAGGACAUCAGCACAAGGCCACGGCCUACAGAGAGAGAAACUGCCCACUCCGUACUCUAACCUCUGACUUCUGUAUGCUCACUGUGACGUCUUAAGCUCCUAUGCCACCGACAACACUUUUUUUUCCCUGUGUGACAUUUCUCUGUUACUGCCUUUCUGUGGGGCCCCCACACUCUCCCUCAACCUAGUGAGACAAUACAGCUUUGAUACCAUUGGUGUUGCAGUUCCAUUUUCAGUUUUUACAAGGCUUUUACGGUUGUUUUUAUUAUUUAAAUGGUUUUAUUAGGCUCUCAUUUGAAUAUGGGCCAACGUCUAUCUGUAUGCAUACAGUAUAUAUGAGGCUAAUAGCUCUAUUGUGAGCCCUAAGGUCCUGUGACAAAAUGUUUUGGGCCUUGCCACAGUUUGCAUUUAUGUUUCAGCACCUGUCUGAAAAGGUUUCAAGAACACACAGUUUCACAUAAAUCUAGUUCCGUUAAAUCUUUUAUAAGUUACACAAUUAGUUUUUCAGACAUCGUUCAUUGGCUAACCAUUCAUAUUUAUCAAUUUAUUUGUUGAUAUGAAAGAUGGGCAUAUAAGAGAUGUAGAUCCCUCCAUUAUAUUGAAAGGAGGGGCCACUUUAUUGCUGCAGAUGAAGAUUAUUUGUGAUUUCUCCUGUUGUAAUUAUUUAAAAUCGGGAUCUUCUGCAGUCCCUGUCGCAUUGUUGCCGACACAUAUGUGAAUGUUAAGGCUUUAGUCACUCUAUACUGUCUUUUUUUUAUUGCUGAGAUAUAUAUUUAAACUGAGAGAAGGAAAAAAAUAGUUUGGUUCUAUUUUAUGAUAUGUUGGUUUGAAGUCUUGGAAGUAUAAGAAGAAAAAAAACAACGAUUUAGCACAUGUAAAAAGCAAUAAUAAAAAUAAAACGUUUGUGAAUCCAGGAUUUUUUUUUGUGUGUGUGCGUGUACAAAAUGUAAUUAUAAGAGGUUUACUGUGUAUAUAAUGUACAUGGUAGAGCAGGAUGGGAGGAUGUAUCCAACAUAUGGUUACAAACUAGAUUUGAUUUGCAAAUGUUCAUAUUCCAUCUGUUUUAUAUCAUGUUAAAUAAAUGUUGCUGUUCUUAA
This is a messenger RNA of Larimichthys crocea (large yellow croaker), 5308 nucleotides long. Its product is annotated as pleckstrin homology domain-containing family A member 5. The transcript is spliced from 22 exons. Gene Ontology annotation, cellular component: cytosol. Gene Ontology annotation, molecular function: phosphatidylinositol-3,5-bisphosphate binding; phosphatidylinositol-5-phosphate binding; phosphatidylinositol-3-phosphate binding. NCBI's taxonomy places the organism in Eukaryota, Metazoa, Chordata, Actinopteri, Sciaenidae. Bases 994 to 4122 code for a protein of 1042 amino acids. The record is from RefSeq and is a predicted model, not a curated record.